Messenger RNA from Oppia nitens, 3822 nucleotides. RefSeq lists its product as uncharacterized. Gene Ontology annotation, molecular function: protein binding. The coding region runs from base 166 to 3822 and encodes 1218 amino acids. The record is from RefSeq and is a predicted model, not a curated record. The transcript is spliced from 5 exons. NCBI's taxonomy places the organism in Eukaryota, Metazoa, Arthropoda, Arachnida, Sarcoptiformes, Oppiidae. Gene Ontology annotation, cellular component: nucleus. Gene Ontology annotation, biological process: regulation of cell shape; regulation of transcription by RNA polymerase II; cytoskeleton organization.
UGGUAUAGUAAAUCAAAUGAUUGCAUACAAUGUUUAUGUUAACUAAAAACAAUGUUUUUUGUGUGCAUUUCAAUCAAAAUUACAAUUCAAUCAAUUGAUUGACAUUUUUAGCGCUAAAUUGCAAAUUGCAAGCAAAAGAUUGUGUCAAAAGUGAUGAUAUAAGAAAUGGUACCAAAAGUUUAUUUUUGUCUCUUCUGUGUUAAGAAGUUAGUCAAUGAAAACGAUUUGACUAAACAUAUCAUUGAUAAACACUUUGACGGCAAUGUCGACAACAAAACUGAUGAAUGGAUCCUAUCUUUUGGUCAAUACGUGAGUCGUGUGAACCAUAGUCUCAAUCAAGAGCCACAAGAGUUGCCCCAAUCGUCGGUCGAAUGUUUGUCACAGAAAUUACUGAUUGGAUGUCUUCUUUGUGACCGAAUUGUCCAUCACUUCAAACUUGGUCUUCACAACGACUAUCCCAACCAUAAACGCAAAGACAAGUGUGUCUGUGGCGGAGGUAUAGAAGUGAACAAAGUUGUCAUCAAAUGCCAUCUCUGCCAACAACUCUUGCAUUACGAUUGUGUGGAACCGUCAAACUUCUCCGGUGAAGACACAUCACUAUACAAAUGCUACAAAUGUAAGCCCAAGGAGUAUAAGAUCGAGAAAUUGAAAGACUUUCAUCAAAGUCUACAAAGACUUCAUUUAUACCAUCACUUCUCUUAUUUGCCAAUUUUAUGUAAAGCCGUUAAAACAGUGAAUGGAAGACAACAGGUGUGCAAUGAAUCGUUUCCAUUGAAGAACUUCCUUAAGGCACACAUCAAAGCUGAUCACAAUAUCAAUCCUAGCGAUCAAGUGUUAGAAGAAAUCUAUUUAAAGAACAAUCAAAUACCAAAAUUACAAGACUUGAUUGAUAAUUGUUUGCAAUUAACUAAUGGUAACCCAUGUGUACAAAGUGUUGACACUUCAAAAUUUAAUGAAACAAAUUAUCACAAAAAUAUUACACCAAAUAAUAAGUCAAAUGGUUUGGAGGCACCCAUUCUGACAGCCGUUCAAUUAAACCCUACUUUGCCGUCAGGAUCUUCAAUAAGUCAUUCGUCGCGACUAAAUAUGAAUCAAGUGUUUAAUAAAAUUCAAAACAAAAAGAAAGUGACAAACAAUGGCAUUAAUCACCGCAAUAGUUGCAGUUCUGGUCAGUCCAAUGUUUUAGACACUCCACCAGUUCUCGUUAGUGAAUCAUCAGUUCCUCGCCAACAAACCAUUCCCGUCAAACGUCCCAGAGGUCGACCACCAAAAUCUCAGAGCAAAGCCGGAAAUAAUUGUACGCCUCGUAAUGUAUCGGUUAAACCACAUAUUACUCCAAACAGUGAUUACGCUGACAGAAAUCCAAUGCCACGUAACAGACUGUCGGCACAGUCGAGAGCUUCGCGACCCAACAUUAGGUUAAGUCGUGAACAGGAAAAAGCUCUUAAAGAGAAACAAAAACGAAAUUUUAAUGAAGAAAGUGAUAGUUGGGACUCAGAUGUUGAACGAUUUGAGCGACCAAAACGUGUCCGAACUUCAAAUAAAAUAAGUCCAGUAAACAAUGCGUUUAACAAUGUGGUCAACAAUGCGGUUAACAAUGCGGUUAACAAUGUGGUCAACAAUGCGGUUAACAAUGUGGUCAACAAUGUUAGUAAUCGACAAACCAAUGAUCUCAAUAAUAAAAGAAGUCCUAACUUACAGACAACAGGACGGCCCCGAUCUCAGACACCUCUAGAAAGUAAUACAACUGAAAGUAGCGCUAACUCACCACUCAAAACAUUACCGACUCGUCCGCGACUUUCGACGCAAAUAACACGCAUUUUGGAUACUGAAUCGGACCAAAACCACAAUAACCAAAAUGGGAUGUCUAGUCAAGUAAAUGGUAUGAAUAAUAUACAAACAUCUGAUCCCGAAGUACGUCAUUUUCAUCACAUUAGUCGCUCAGAUUGGUUAUUACGCAAAAAACCUGCCAAAUAUCCAUACUUUCCCCAAUUGGGUGAUGAAGUGGUAUAUAUACCGCUGGGUCAUCGGUCUUACAUUGACGCCGUCAGAGUUAAUCAACACUACAUUCAGACAAAUACUAAUAAGUUUGUGAACACAAAUGACUGUAUUUUUGCAAAAGUUAAAGAAAUCAAAUUUGAAAAACACAAGGAUAUCACUGUUUCAAAGUUAACAUUGAUUUGUUUGGAUAAUACAAAUAAUGAAACAAAACAACAAUUUACAGUCAAAUUUCAUGACAUCGACAAUGUGAUAGAUUUUAUUAUAUUGAAACAAAUGUAUGACAAUAGUAUUAAAAUUGAAUGGAAAGUCGGAGAUCAGUUUCGGGCCAUUGUUGAAGACAAGUACUGGUUUGGAACAAUUGCCAACUUUGUGCUCAAUGCCAACAACGAAAUGUCAUACUUUCAGUCUAUAGGCGUCAAGUGGGCCAACGAUUCACAUGAAUUGUUAAGUUUUUGGGAUUUGGAGAAAAUUAGAGGAAAAAUGCCAUUAAAUAGAAGAAAUUCUGUUGAAGUAACAGAUGAAGACAGACAUCUGUUUUAUCGAUCAAAUGUAAAGGAAUGGCCCGUUAGAGGAAUGGCUUAUGAAUGUAAUCGUAUUUCUAAUGGUUUGCGUGAAAUCAUGGCUUUACCUGAAUGCCAACAAAUGUCAAAAAUGAUAAACUCUUCAAAACAUGAUUAUGUUAAAAACACUGCUUAUCCCAUAACAAUUGAUAUAAUCAAAUCCCGUGUCGACAAUCAUUUUUAUAGACGUCAGGCGGCCAUCAAAUGUGAUAUUAAAUAUAUUUUCACGAAUGCCUGUUCUCUCAAUACCGACAAAAAUCAUAAUCUCGUAAAACAUGCUUUAGUUGUGACAUACGUUUGCUUACUAUUUAUCGAUAAUCCGAAUGCCAUUAAUAUUAAACUAUUUUACGACAGAGCCUUAGUUGAGCCAAUCAAUAACGAAACUGUUAGGUCUUACUCUUGUCACAUGAACUCAAUGAACAAUAGUCAAAAUGAAAGAAACAAUCCAUCAAAUGUAGUGAUAGAUCACAAACAGACCAUUAAUCAUACAAAUGAUGAGGAAAUCAUUUUACUCAGUUCUGAUGAAGAAGAAGAAGAAGAAGAAGAAGAAGAAGARGUAGAUCACAAUAAAAGAAGUUCUCCAUUGAAUUCAAGACAAAUAAAACAGGAAAAGAUUGACGAAAGAGAAAGAAGUAUGUCUUCGUCUUCCGUCUUAAGGCGUCUGCCGAAUGCAAACAACUUUACUCCAACACAGUCAAAUCAAGUGAGUCGUCCAUAUUUUUGUGUCCUAAGCAAAGAACUGAACACAUUUGCCGAUCGCAACGAAGCCAUUGAUCACUACUGUAACAAACUUAAGGUUAAACUAAAAUGCAGUUUAUGUCCACAGAAUCUCAAGUUUGAAUCAUUAGAACAGUUCAUUGGCCACAAUCGCGAUCACAUUAACUCAAUGCAGCCAUCAUUUGAUCAGAAAUCAUAUGUAGAUCACAUUAAUUGGAUUAAACAAAUGGUUACUUAUAGUGAAAUGUUGACAAAUGAAAUGACUAUUUAUAGAGAGAUAAACACAUUAUAUGGUGACUACUGUCCCGUCUGUAAUAAACUGAAUUACAUGACUCAAGACGUGAAUCCAUUUUACAAUCACAAAGUGUUUAGUAUUAAUAGAAAGAAUUUGGGCAUUGAUUGUGACAGAAGCUCGAAGUCUAGGUUUGAAGAUCACGUCAAAGAGCACCUCAGAUAUACAUCACAACAAACUAAGAUUGAAUCCAUUGAACGACUCAUCAAAGAUUCUGUAAAUCUUUAUGUUAUCUAUUGUAUGAAUAUUUGA